UUACAUGACCGACACACAGCUCGAAUAUGUGUUUCAGUGAACAGAGGAUUUCAGUUAUGGACUGUUAUUUAGUAGUUUAACAAUCAGUGUGUAUGGACGUGAUUUGAAUCUUUGAAUUUUUCUUAAUUAAUAAUCUGGACUCGAUGAAUAAAAAAGACUGAAAAAGUGAAAUUUUGAUUUUAAUAAAAUUUUUACCAAAAUAAUGUUAAGCUUCAAUUCAAUCAGAUCUGGUGUGCGGUGAUUAUUAGAAGUUCUCUGGGUGCUUAAGCUAUACACGAACUGUGUGCAGUCUCUGUGAAUUAUGGGUCUCUCGAGUCAGAAUGGAAUUAAAAAGGAAAAGUCGGAUGAUCUGAAGCAGGAAUUGGAUAUUGAUUUUCAUAAAAUCUCAAAGUCGGAACUGUAUCAACGAUUCAAAACACAUCCGGAAAAUGGUCUGUCUCAUGCACAAGCAAAAUUCAAUUUAGAACGAGAUGGACCGAAUACGCUUACGCCGCCGAAGGAAACGCCUGAAUGGAUUAAAUUUUGUAAGACAAUGUUCGGUGGCUUUGCAAUGCUGCUGUGGAUCGGUUGCAUUUUGUGCAUGAUAGCGUACACAAUUCAAGCGGUUACUAGUGAAGAACCAUCGGACGAUAAUUUGUACUUGGGUAUUGCACUUGCUGUUGUGAAUAUCGUUACCGGCAUUUUUUCGUAUUAUCAGGAAUCUAAGAGCAACAAGAUUAUGGAAUCGUUCAAAAAAAUGGUUCCACAAUACGCUACAGUUAUUCGAGGCGGUGAAAAGCUUACUCUACAUUCCGAGAAUCUCGUAGUUGGUGAUAUUGUCGAAGUGAAAUUCGGCGAUAGAUUACCAGCCGAUAUUUGUGUUAUUGAAGCGAAAAACUUCAAGGUGGACAACUCAUCUCUAACCGGUGAAUCGGAACCGCAAUCUCGUGGACCGAAUUUCACCCACGAAAAUCCAUUGGAAACGAAAAAUUUAGCAUUUUUCUCUACAAAUGUUGUUGAAGGUACCGCCAAAGGUGUGGUCGUCACUUGCGGUGACAAUUCGGUAAUGGGACGCAUUGCUGGAUUGGCAACAUCUAUUGAUUCUGGCGAAACACCCAUUGCGAAAGAAUUGCAUCGGUUCAUUCAUCUCAUUACCAUUGUGGCCGUAUUCUUCGGUGUCUUGUUCUUCAUAGUAUCGUUCGCUAUUGGAUAUCAUUGGUUGGACUCGGCCAUUUUUUUGAUUGGUGUUAUUGUUGCCAAUGUACCGGAAGGACUCUUACCCACAGUUACGGUUUGCUUGACUUUAACGGCUAAGCGAAUGGCAUCGAAAAAUUGUUUGGUGAAAAACUUGGAAGCUGUCGAAACACUCGGGUCAACGUCCAUAAUCUGCUCCGACAAAACUGGAACAUUAACGCAGAAUCGAAUGACCGUGUCACAUAUGUGGUUUGAUGGUCAAAUCGUUGCUAGUGAUACGUCGGAGCAUCAGAGCGAGUUUCAGUAUGAUCGUAACAGUUCCGGAUUCAAGGCUUUAUCGCGUGUGGCCACACUGUGUAGCCGGGCUGAGUUUAAGGGUGGUCAAGAUGGACUAGCAGUUCAAAAGAAAGAAGUUAGCGGUGAUGCGUCCGAAUCAGCUCUUCUGAAGUGUAUGGAAAUCGCUCUGGGCGAUGUUAUGGCGAUUCGUAAACGCAACAGAAAAAUAGCGGAGAUCCCAUUCAACUCGACGAACAAAUUCCAAAUAUCGAUCCACGAAACAGACGACCCUUGUGACCCGCGUUAUUUGUUGGCGAUGAAAGGAGCACCCGAACAGAUUUUGGAACGAUGCAGCACCAUUUUCAUUGAUGGUAAGGAACACGUGAUGACGACUGACUUGAAAGACGAUUUCAACAGAGCGUACUUGGAAUUGGGAAGUCUUGGUGAGCGUGUUCUAGGCUUCUGCGAUCUGAUGCUACCAGCCGAUCAAUACCCCAAUGGUUUCGAAUUCAACACUGAUACGAUCAAUUUUCCUACUCAAAAUCUACGUUUCGUUGGUUUGAUAUCAAUGAUUGAUCCACCUCGGGCUGCAGUUCCCGAUGCAGUGUCGAAAUGUCGGUCUGCAGGCAUCAAAGUCAUUAUGGUUACUGGCGAUCAUCCAAUUACAGCUAAAGCAAUCGCACGAUGCGUGGGAAUAAUUUCGGCUGGUAAUGAAACCGUCGAAGAUAUCGCAAAGAGAUUGAACAUUCCCGUGUCUUCGGUAAAUCCACGCGAAGCAAAAGCUGCCGUUGUGCAUGGAAACGAUUUGAAAGAUUUAUCAAGUGAUGAGUUGGACGAUAUUUUACGUUAUCACACAGAAAUCGUAUUCGCUCGUACGUCGCCCCAGCAGAAAUUGAUUAUUGUCGAGGGUUGUCAACGCUUGGGAGCUAUUGUCGCUGUGACUGGGGAUGGUGUUAACGAUUCACCGGCCUUGAAAAAGGCUGACAUUGGUGUUGCUAUGGGCAUUUCCGGUUCAGAUGUCUCGAAACAGGCCGCCGACAUGAUUCUUCUGGAUGACAAUUUUGCAUCCAUUGUGACUGGUGUGGAAGAAGGUCGACUAAUUUUCGAUAACUUGAAGAAAUCAAUUGCCUAUACACUGUCAUCGAAAAUACCGGAAAUGUCGCCGUUCUUGGCGUUCAUUUUGAUUGGCAUUCCAUUACCGCUGGGAGCGGUUACCAUUCUUUGCAUCGAUUUAGGAACCGAUAUGGUGCCGGCAAUUUCAUUGGCUUAUGAAAGAGCCGAAAGCGAUAUCAUGAAGAGGAGGCCUCGAAAUCCCAACAAAGACAAUCUGGUCAAUCGGAAUCUCAUCUCAAUGGCAUACGGUCAAAUAGGCAUGAUUCAAACGGCCGGUGGUUUUUUCACAUAUUUCGUCAUCAUGGCGGAGAAUGGAUUCCUGCCGACAAGAUUAAUAGGACUUCGUGAACAAUGGGAAUCGAAAUUUGUGAAUGACUUAACGGAUUCUUACGGACAGGAAUGGACAUAUCGAGACCGUAAAGCACUCGAAUACACUUGCCACACGGCCUUUUUCAUUUCAAUUGUAAUCGUCCAAUGGACCGAUCUGAUCAUUUGCAAAACACGUCGGAAUUCAUUGUUCCAUCAGGGCAUGACCAAUUGGGUACUGAAUUUCGGCUUAGUUUUCGAAACCGCGUUGGCUGCAUUUCUAUCAUAUUGUCCAGGCACCGACAAAGGUCUCCGAAUGUAUCCAUUAAAGUUUAAUUGGUGGUUACCGCCCGUACCGUUUAUGCUUGCUAUCCUGAUCUACGAUGAAGUGCGAAAAUUGUACCUGCGACGUCAUGCCAACAGUUGGUUGGAGAAGGAAACGUAUUAUUAAAAUUUAAGUUUGAUUUCUCUCCGUGUAAUACUCAUCAUGAGGUAGAGUUAAGGUUUAAAUAAAUGAGACGCUCGAAUGUUUUGUUAAAUGCACACAUUAAACAGUAGUAAUCAUCCUGCAAA
Bradysia coprophila is the source of this 3441-nucleotide messenger RNA. Its product is annotated as sodium/potassium-transporting ATPase subunit alpha-like. Gene Ontology annotation, biological process: proton transmembrane transport; intracellular sodium ion homeostasis; sodium ion export across plasma membrane. Gene Ontology annotation, cellular component: plasma membrane. NCBI's taxonomy places the organism in Eukaryota, Metazoa, Arthropoda, Insecta, Diptera, Sciaridae. The record is from RefSeq and is a predicted model, not a curated record. Gene Ontology annotation, molecular function: P-type sodium:potassium-exchanging transporter activity; ATP hydrolysis activity; ATP binding.